AUGUGGAUUAAACCAAAGGAGGUGUUGAUUGCUAAUGCUUUUUGGGUAACAGAACAAUCAAGUAUAUAUUUUCUUUUGCAAAGAAGAAAAGGUCAUGGAAAGGAUAGCAAUAGCCUCUCUUCGUUGUUUGUGGGCACAUUGGACAGUGUUUUUGAUACAAAACCUCCACCUUAUCGAAUACUCCACCAAACUCCAACCUCUGAAGUUUAUUAUGCCAUAGCUUGUUCUCUCACCUUACCAGAAAUUCAAAAGGAUUGGGAAUGGCUCCAAAAGAAUUUGAACUGUUUAGAAGCAUUCGAAAAAGAAGAAGAUGUUACCGGAUUCGUUUGUGGCAAAAUUGAAUCCAUGGUAGCUUCUUCUUGUCAUAAAGAUUUGGAUGUUGAUGAAGAUUCAAAAGAAUACAGGAAACAAUCAAAAAAAUUCCGAAGAGUUUUCAAUCUACCUGCUGAUGAUAAGCUUGUUAGUUACUAUUCAUGCAGCUAUUGGGAUGGUAAAGUGCCUUUUCAGGGCUGGAUGUAUUUAUCUGUCCAACAUUUAUGCUUUUAUGCAUAUAUUUUGGGGAAGGAGGUAAAAAUCAUUGUAAGGUGGAUUGAUGUUACCGACUUGGAAAAAUCAAAUAAUUACUUUUUUCCUGAAUCAAUUUGUGUUUCAACAAGAGAAAAAGAGUAUUAUUUUUCAAUGUUUCUCCGAAAAUCAGAAACAUUUGAUUUGAUGAGCCAGUUGAUUAACAUUGCAAUGAAACAAUUGAUUGAUGAAAAACCUGGAUUUUCGGAAGAUAAAGAUCUGCUAAAUAAAAUGAGUAAAAAUGUGGCUAAAAAACAGUCUUUUCUGAAAAGGGAUUUAGAUGCAAGGGCUCUUUCAGAAUCUUACCGAUUAACUUUUCGUUUGCCAGCAACAGAAAAGUUGGAUGGUAGCACUGAUGCUACCUUGUGGACUCCGUACAACAAACGCCAUGUUUGGGGACGUAUUUAUGUUUCUCAAAAUUACAUUUGCUUUGACAGUCGUGUGAAAGGUUUGGUUAGUGUCGUGAUUCCAUUACGUGAUGUUUCAAAUGUGGAGAAAGUGGACAAUCAUGCUUCCAAUACUGCUGUUAAUAAUUCAGUUCUAUUAACUACAAGAUCUGCUUCGAGACCGACUUUUCUAUUUUCACAGAUUCAUGACAGGGAUUUCUUUAUUCAAAAAACUUCAGAGCUCCUUUCGAAAAUUGAAAUGCCCAGAGACACACCCCAUGAUAAGAAAGGUGAUGAUGAAGAAUGGAGCUUUCAACCACCAAUGCGCCUCAUCUUCAAAAAAGAUCUAGUCAAGGAAAUAGCAGCUCAGGAAGAGGUUCGAACUAAACAGUGGGAAUUGCAUUUUGCAGAGUACGGUCGUGGUGUUUCUAUGUAUAGGACGAGUGAAAUGAUGAAAUUAAUAUUGGAUGGUGUUCCUGACCCAAUGAGGCGCGAACUUUGGCUCAGCUUUUCGGGUGCUUGGAAUAUGUUAGUAUCCAAUCCUAAUGAAUACAGGAGGCUUGUGAAGCUUGGCAUUGGUAGAAGUUGUACGGCAAACGAUGAAAUUGAAAGAGAUUUACAUCGUUCUUUGCCGGAGCAUCCUGCUUUUCAGACUGAUAUUGGUAUCAGUGCACUUAGAAGGGUACUCACUGCAUAUGCUGAACGAAAUCCUCAAAUAGGUUACUGUCAAGCUAUGAACAUUGUGAGUUCUGUUCUUUUAAUUUAUUGUGGCGAGGAAGAAGCAUUUUGGCUCUUGGCGUGCCUUUGCGAAAGCUUACUCCCUGAUUACUACAACACGAAGGUAGUAGGAGCUCGUAUCGACCAAGAAGUCCUUGAUGAUCUAGUGUCCGAACACCUUCCCCAUUUGCAUUCUGCACUUCAACACUUAGGAAUGAUAAAGAUGAUUUCACUUUCUUGGUUUCUUACAAUAUUUUUAAGUGUUAUGCCGUAUUCUAGUGCUGUGUAUAUUGUUGAUUGUUUUUUUUAUGAUGGUGCUAAAGUGAUUUUCCAAGUAGCCUUGACUGUCCUAAAAGUAAAUCAGGAGAAAUUAUUGAAGUGUAACGAUGACGGAGAGGCGAUGCAAGUGCUUAGUGGAUAUCUGUCUGGAGUGUAUAAUGAGCAGUUAACAAAACAGGAAAUAAUCAAGGAUGGAGAGCCUAUUGAUAGGACUAUUUCUAUUCAAAACCUUCUGUAUGACGCUUACUCUAAAUACGGAUCCAUAACAACUGGUGGGAUCGAAAGACUGAGAAUGAAACACCGUUUAAGGGUUGUUCAAGGGCUAGAGGAUGAGCUUGGAAGGAACAUUGUUCGCAGUAUUCAGUCUGAUGGCUGCUUCAAGCCUGAUGAACUGACGGAUUUUGUCGCUUUUGUCAAAGAAGAACUAAUUUCAAGGAGGACACCUGCUGAAAGGUACGAUCCUUCUCGGCCACCUUAUGAAGCUUAUAGCAUAGAUUUUGAACUAUUUCGAUAUUUAUUCUGUGGAAUUUCUCCUUGGGGUAAAGGAGAGAAGGCUGAUGAUCUUGCCGCAAGAUUGUUUAGGCUAAUGGAUAGCAACAGCGAUGGAAUUCUUAAUGUGAGAGAGGCAGUCAUUGCUCUUGGGCUUACCUCUACUGCAGAAAUGACCCAAAGGUUAAAACUGUUUUAUGCACUUCAUCUACCGCCAGUAUUACCGUCUGUCGAGGUGCAGACUCCUGUCAUGCCAGAUGGGGCAGAGAUCGCUUCAGAGGCGACAGAAUUUUUCGAAGAUGGCUCAUUUAGUAUUGGGUCUAGUUCAGCCGAUUCAACACCUGUUUUAGAACGUGUCAACAGCCAAGCAGGUGGAGAUGAAGGUAGUUGGGACAUCUGUAGCAUAAGUUCUUUACGUGCUUUAGUAACAGCUGCUGACCAAAGAGGGAGUCGCAACUCUCUUCCAAGAAUGAAACAAGAACAUUUCAUUGCACUUUGGCGUUCCCUUUAUGAUAUGUUGCAAGAUCAUCUUGAUAAUGAGGAUAUGUAUCAUUCCAUUGCCUCAGUUGGUACAUUACUUUUAAAAUUGGGCGAAGUUGGCAAAAAGUUUUAUGCUGCUCGGGAUGAAUCAUUAGAAAGUUUAGUAUUGGCAGCUGAACAGUGGAAUGAAAAAAGCAAAAUUGUUCGUGAUCACAAUGGUAAUCCUGGAGGUGAAGCUGAAUGGUCCAUAGCUGUCGAACAGUUCCUAGCAACGGCUCUCACGGGUCAGCCGAUCGUUGAAUUCUUCUCUCAACGAAUCGAACUUUUACCAAUACUGUCAUCGAUGAGGAAGUCGAGAUUCACCUCCUUUCAAAAUAACGGAAUAGAAGUUUCGUGA
Messenger RNA from Nezara viridula (southern green stink bug), 3312 nucleotides. The record is from the annotation of a GenBank genome assembly. Lineage: Eukaryota; Metazoa; Arthropoda; Insecta; Hemiptera; Pentatomidae.